This is a messenger RNA of Osmia bicornis bicornis, 2237 nucleotides long. RefSeq names its product vacuolar protein sorting-associated protein 33A (gene car). The record is from RefSeq and is a predicted model, not a curated record. The transcript is spliced from 8 exons. Gene Ontology annotation, cellular component: lysosome; CORVET complex. Bases 107 to 1924 code for a protein of 605 amino acids. Gene Ontology annotation, biological process: intracellular protein transport; vesicle-mediated transport. Lineage: Eukaryota; Metazoa; Arthropoda; Insecta; Hymenoptera; Megachilidae.
AAUGAAUAAACGUCAGAAUCAGAGCACGUCACAGAAAAAUAGUUAAUGUUUGGGUGCAGUGUCAUAGCAUCCCUGUAAUUUAUCUAUAAAUUAUCAAAUUAAAAACAUGUCGUCGUCAUAUUUAUCAACAGGUCGUUUAAAUGUAGGAAUAAUACAAGAACAAGCAAGAAAACAAUUACUUUGCUUGCUCGAAAAAUGUGAUGGCACAAAGGCAAUUAUUUGGGAUCAAUCUCUUGCAGGACCAAUCGGUCUUGUUGCAAAGUAUAAUUUGCUUGAGGAGCAUGAUGUUGUUAAGAUGUAUCCUUUAUCUGGUGGAAGUUUGACAAUACCAUCAAAUAUUGUUAAUAUAAUCUUUAUUACCAGACCUCAAUUAUCACUCAUGGAUUUAAUUGCUGAAAAUGUUCAUGGUGAAGAAGGAAAAAGACCACGAAAAGAAUUUCAUUUAUUUUUUGUACCAAGAAAAAGUCUUCUUUGUCAAAAGAAACUUCAGAAUAGAGGUGUUUUUGGUAGUUUCACACUUAUAGAAGAAUUUAAAUGUGAUCUAUUUCCCUUUGAUAAUGAUCUUCUUUCCAUGGAACUUAGCGGAUCAUUUAAGGAAUUUCACUUAGAAAAUGAUCCAACCUGUUUGUAUCAAGUUGCACAAGCCAUUCAUGGUUUACAAAGAAUAUAUGGAAAAAUUCCAAAAGUGACAGGAAGAGGUCCAGCUGCUGAUAAAGUUUGGGAGUUAUUAAAAAGAUUAAAUAGAGAAGAAGAAGAUUCUAAAACAUCCACUCAGUCCCCUACUAUAGAACAUUUAUUGUUACUGGAUAGAUCAGUAGAUUUACUUUCACCUUUAGUUACUCAACUGACAUAUGAAGGAUUAAUAGAUGAAAUUUUUGGAAUAAAAUACAAUACUGUACAGUUACCUGCAAGAAGGUUUCAUGAUUCACAAGAUCCUCCAACAGCAAUGUCUCUCAAUGAAAAGGAACAAAUUAUAUUGAAUUCUGGAGAGGAGUUGUUUGCAGAAAUUAGAGAUAAGAAUUUCAAUGGAGUAGGACCUGUUCUUAGUAGAAAAGCUAAAGUUAUUUCAUCACAGUUUGAUGAGAGACACGGAGAUAAAAGUGUGCAAGAAAUUAAGCAAUUUGUCGCGCGAUUACCGCACAUGUUAGCUACUAAACAAUCUUUAGCAAAACAUACAACAAUAGCAGAAAUGAUCAAAGAAGUAACAGAUUCAAGCAGUUUUCUGGAGUCAUUACAAGUUGAACAAGAAUUGUUAAAUUGCAUUGAUGCAGAUAAACCAAAUGCUUACAUAGAAGAUAUGAUAGCACAACAGCAACCACUUCUUAAGGUCUUGAGACUUCUUUGUAUACAGUCGUUGACAAAUUCUGGACUCAAGCCGAAAUUAUUAGAUUAUUAUAAAAGAGAAAUAAUACAAACAUAUGGAUAUCAACAUUUGCCAACUAUAUUAAACUUAGAAAAAGCUGGAUUAUUAAAACAACAACAAUCCGCUCGCCAAUAUGCGGUUUUACGUAAAGCAUUGAGGCUUACAGUUGAAGAUGAAAGUGAAAUUGCACCAAAAGAUAUUAGUUACGUUCAUUCCAUAUACGCACCAUUAAGUGUUCGAUUAGCAGAACAGCUUGUGCAACCAAAUGGUUGGCAAGGUUUAAAUGAUGUUAUGGGUUUGUUACCAGCUCCUACUAUCAAUGUUCCAUCCAAUGUCUUACCUGGAAGAAAAAAUUCCGUUACCAGUGAAGAUUCUAAUUCAGAACCACCAAAAUUAGUAAUGGUCUUUUUUAUUGGAGGAUGUACAUUUGCAGAAAUUUCUGCAUUGAGAUUUUUGUCCCAGCAAGACGACUUAAACGUAGAAUUUGUUAUCAGUACCACAAAACUAAUCAAUGGAAACACGUUUCUAAUGUCAUUAAUGGAAAAUUUAGAAGGUACAUAAUCGUCUGGUUGAAUAAGUGCAUUUACUAAGAAGAAUGGUCUACUUACAAAUCCAUAUAUACAUACAUAUAAGAAUGCAGAAUUUAGACUGAUUAAUACAUUAUUAAUCAUAUAAAAAUUUCUUUUCUAUCAUAUUUAUAAUGCAAUGCAAUUGUACAUACAUAAUAUGUAUAUAAUUAUUCAUAAGUACAUCUUACAGUAUAAUAAACUAUGUAAGAUAAAGUUGUGUUAAUAUAUAAAUGCAAUAUCUACAUGUAUAAAAAUCACACCAAAGUUUUGUAAAAGUAAAAAAAUAUACAAAAUAUACAUCUGAA